CGCAGGCUGAGAUUUAUGCAGGACCCUGAAGGGAGCUAGCUCACCCCAGCCAGGAGGUUCAGAAUAGCCUGGCUUUGUAAAGGAAUUUCAUACUGCUCACACCACACAGGAGGAGGAAAACAUGGCUACUUUAUCUAAUUUUACACAGACAGUGGAAGAUGUCUUCAAAAGGAUUUUUGUUACUUAUAUGGACAGUUGGCGCAGGAACACAACCGCCGAGCAAGAGGCACUCCAGGCGAAAGUGGACGCCGAGAACUUCUACUAUGUCAUCUUGUACCUCAUGGUGAUGAUUGGAAUGUUCUCCUUCAUCAUUGUGGCCAUCCUAGUGAGCACGGUGAAAUCCAAGAGGCAAGAACACUCCAACGACCCCUACCACCAGUACAUUGUGGAGGACUGGCAGGAAAAGUACAAAAGUCAAAUUUUGAAUCUAGAAGAAUCCAAGGCCACCAUCCAUGAGAAUAUUGGUGCAAUAGGUUCCAAAAUGUCUCCCUGAUAAGAGAGAGGCACCAAGCCAAUCUCUGAUACCCAGAUACCAGGAGACACCUGUUCCUCCAAGAAAGUUCAAAUUGCCAUUGCUUGGAAGAAAUUUCCUUCCUCUCUGCUGAGAAUUUUCAUGGAGAUUAUGUGGUUAGCCAACUAAGACAGAUGACAUUUCAAUUUCAGUGAUUCAUGCUUGCUUAUCAGAGACGCAUUUUGUGCUGAAGCCCUCUUUUACUUUCUGGGCAAUGUAAAUGUCAUUUUAAUCAAUGCCAAUAGUGAAAAUAAAGCCAAAUUGGAGUAAAGUGCUUGGGCAGUGGCAGUGGGGAUAGAAAGGGGAGAUUUACAAAUCACUGAAUCUUCUCCAUGAAACAUCAUUUGUAUGUGACAAAUUCAAUUUAUGAAUAACCCAGAUGCAUUUUUCACAAGCUGAGGUUCAAAAUCUAUCACUUGCUUGCGGGGCUGACGUAGGAGCACAGUUAUUAAUCUCUGAAUGCAGAGUCUGAAGUAAUAAAUGAACAGAACUAUGAGGUUUCUUUACAUGUAUUGUUUUCUGGCAUUUAACUUAUUUGGAAGUCUGAAGACAGAACAAACAUUUCAAAUGGCAAAUAAUUCAUAGCAGAGAAGUCAAAUAUUUAAGAGCUACUUGGUGCAACAGAAGCAUAUUUUUAAGCGCUUAAAAUUUUGCAGAAAACUAAGCUUUAAAAGUUCUUGUCA
This is a messenger RNA of Nycticebus coucang (slow loris), 1194 nucleotides long. RefSeq names its product potassium voltage-gated channel subfamily E regulatory subunit 2 (gene KCNE2). The coding region runs from base 122 to 493 and encodes 123 amino acids. Lineage: Eukaryota; Metazoa; Chordata; Mammalia; Primates; Lorisidae. Gene Ontology annotation, biological process: negative regulation of delayed rectifier potassium channel activity; regulation of heart rate by cardiac conduction; potassium ion export across plasma membrane. The transcript has 2 exons. The record is from RefSeq and is a predicted model, not a curated record. Gene Ontology annotation, cellular component: membrane. Gene Ontology annotation, molecular function: delayed rectifier potassium channel activity; voltage-gated potassium channel activity involved in ventricular cardiac muscle cell action potential repolarization; potassium channel regulator activity.